This is a messenger RNA of Haemorhous mexicanus (house finch), 4650 nucleotides long. Its product is annotated as alpha-1-antiproteinase-like. NCBI's taxonomy places the organism in Eukaryota, Metazoa, Chordata, Aves, Passeriformes, Fringillidae. The transcript has 6 exons. Gene Ontology annotation, biological process: negative regulation of endopeptidase activity. The record is from RefSeq and is a predicted model, not a curated record. Gene Ontology annotation, molecular function: serine-type endopeptidase inhibitor activity. The coding region runs from base 151 to 1392 and encodes 413 amino acids.
AAAUUAUAAUGUGUGAGUCAUGGCCCUUAGAUGAUCUUAACCUUUACUAGAGGAUACCCUGCUUUGUGUUCAGCAGCAUAAACAACUGAGCAAGGACCUGUGCAGACCUGGUGAAUACAAGACCCUUUUGACCUCACUAAUCAAAGAAAUAUGAAGAUGUUGCUUUCCCUGUGUCUUUUACUUGUUGGAAUCCAUUCCAGCAGUUACUGCUAUGAGCCUUAUCGACAAGGGAUUAGAAACCAGAACCAAAGAGCACAAGAAAACCAAAACAUGCCAUGGCAAGGUGUAAGCAACAGUGUUUGUCGAUUUGCAUGUUGUUUCUACAAAGAUAUUUCUUCUCGUGAAAACAACGGAAAUGUUUUCUUCUCUCCUUUGAGCAUCUCUACUGCCUUUGCAAUGCUGACUCUGGGUGCCAGAUCAGACACCCUGACACAGAUUCUUAGGGUCCUUUGCUUUAACCCUCGUCAGAUUUCUGAAAAUGACAUCCAUGAAGGUUAUCGUCAACUCAUGCAAAUGGUAAACAGAAGGAAUGGGGGGUUACAGUUGAAUAUGGGAAAUGUUCUGUUUGUUCUGGAUCGACUGAAGCCACAAGAAAGAUUUUUAAGUGAUCUCAGAAACUUCUAUGAAGGAGAAGCUUAUCCUAUGAACUUCAAGAGGGCUGAUCAAGCCCAGCUAAAGAUCAAUGAAUAUGUAGCAAGAAGAACGAAUGGAAAAAUCAAGGACCUCGUAAAUAACCUAGAUCCACUUACUGAAAUUCUCCUUAUUAGCUAUAUCUAUUUUAACGCUGAAUGGGAAAAACCUUUCGAUCCAAAAUACACUAAAAUGAGCAAAUUUUUUGUGGAUGGGAUCAAGGCUGUGGAAGUCCCCAUGAUGUUUGGAAUAGGCCUGUUCAAGCAUGGCUAUGAUCAGCAGCUCUCUUCCACUGUGGUGCAAAUGGAUUACAAAGGAGGUGCUUCAGCAUUUUUUAUUCUGCCUGAUGGAGGAAGAAUGAGGAAGCUGGAGAAAAAAUUGUCUUGUGAACAUUUGUCAAGGUGGUCGACAUUAGUCACAAAAAGGUCAGUAAAUUUGUAUCUUCCGAAAUUCACACUUUAUGGGACAUAUAAUCUAAAAGAUAUCUUAUACAAAAUGGGCAUCAUGGAUCUAUUCACUGAUAAGGCUGACCUCUCUGGGAUCACUGGGCAGCCCCAGCACCGAAUUUCCCAGGCCAUUCAUAAGGCUGUGGUAAAGGUGGAUGAGACUGGCACUGAAGCAGCAGCUGCCACAAGCAUGGAAAUAGUGCCCAUGUCCGUUCCAGUUACCGUUAGAUUCGACAGGCCCUUCCUAAUGGUCAUCACUAUGGAGAACACUAUACUCUUCAUGGGAAAAAUUGUGAACCCUCUGAAAAAAAAUUAAGUUAAUGUACAAAUUAGCAGUAGCCAGAACCCGUUGCCAAAGAAUUCUUUGAAGAGCUGGUAUGUCCACAUUUUGUAAUGGUUUGGUAGGUAUAUGCCACAUACUUCUGAAAACUUACAAAAUUCCUCAGAACAGGACCUAAACCAAUCAUAAACUAGUAGGGAGGGAAUAGCCUUUAUUAGCAUAGAGUUCAGGUGUGCAUUAUUCCGAGAAGUUAGAGAUGACAUGGGACUUUAAUAAAUUGUGACAUUACACAUUUUUCUGGUGGUUUCACCUUGUUCAUUGGGAAGGAUCUCACAGCACCCAGUGGCCAGCUGAUCAGAGGAGAAUCACUAAAUCCAAGGCAAAGAACACAAAAGGAAAAGCCCUUGGUUUAUACUUGGCAUGAUGGUCUCAGGUUAGUCAUUGCCACUCAGGACAGAGAUUUUGCAGUGAUGCUGGAUAGGCCACUGAAUAUGUCAUUUCUAUGCUCAGUGACAAGGAAAAAGGAAACCAAGCAGUGUGAGAUGUGAAGAAAGGGAAAGAGUAAGCUUGUGCAUAUCUGUACCCUAUAUAUGUAUUCCACUGUGUAUGUGUAGCCUCUAUUUACUGCCAAAGCCUAAGUGCUCAUUUCCUCUUGCUGUGCCCAAGGCUGCCCAGGACCUCUCAGGGCAUUUUUAUUUCCUCAAUUAACAGCAACACUUCUAUCAGCUCAAUGGUCCAGUAGGAAAUUACAAAAAAUCUAAGCCAAAUUAUAUGACUCAAUACUUAAGAAGCAUUCACUACAACAACAACAACAACAACAAAAAAAAAAAAAAAAAAAAAAAAAAAAAAGAAAAAAAAAGUGUGGGUUUUUGUGAGAGUUUAAAAGGGUCUAUUUAUCACUUUGAAUGGCUGAAGGAGGUCAGCUUAUAUUUGCCUUCAUAUUUGCAGUUUUGUUCUUUUUGCAACCAUUAAUUAUACUACGUACAAUCAAAUUAAUGCCUUGCUAUUUACCAGUGAACCUUCACAAAGAUUCUAACAAGAUGUGAUAUCUCUUUUUUAAUGCUUCUGGGGUUUGUUAUUUUAUUUCUCUAUCAAAUGUACUUAUAUAUUUUUUAAAAUGGGAAUAUCUCAUUAGUAAUCCUUUUUCCCAUCAGAUUCAAAGAAAACUUGAAUAAAAUUUAAUUUUUAAUGUGAAUUAGCUCUCAGUAUACCAGUUCUUAGCUGUUUUUCCUCAACAUCUAUUUCCUUAGAGUAUAUGACAAAUCUGGAUUUAGUUCACAAAAAAAGGCAAAUGAGAAUAAAACUAUGAGUGGCAAAAUAAUGUCAUCCUCAGGUCCUCUACAACUGAUACAGAGGAUUUUCCAGCCUGACUUGAAGAACUGAGUGUGUGAUCAAAUCUUUCCUGUAAACAAUUGUUUUCCUUCCAGUCAGACUUUUCUACUAUUGCCUUUUAAUAGUGUUCAUAGUCCCUUAUUUUUAUUAUCUUCAUAUAAAAUAAAUUACCUUUCUCUCCCAAGAGAAAUUUCAAUACAUUGAAUUUUAACAAAUUGUGACAAAAAAAUUUAAUUCUCAGCAAAUUUCCUAAAAUAAUUUUAAAUUUUUUGUUUUCCAUUUUAUUGUUAAAUAGUAGAAAAAUCAUUCACUUCAUAUUAUCUUAUAAAAUAAAAAUUAGCAUGGAACAUUUUCAUCAUUUUUCUUUCAAAAUGUUGACAAAGUCAAAUAUUCAUGAAAAUGUUAAGGUUUCUCUGCCUCUGCUUUCUUACGUGGAAACUUCUCUUUCAGGCAACUUCCAAUAAGUUUUUCUGAGAAAGGAUUUUUGAGUGGAACAUUAAGGGCUACAGGAAGAAUCUGGAUACUUGUGCAAUCUAGGAAAUUUUCUCAAGUGUGGGAAAGAUGUUGAGCAUUUGUGAAGUAGGUUGCAAGUAAUAGAACACUGAAGUUAUAGCUUGGGUAUGACCCUACUACCAUCAGAUAUAAGUGGGGACCUCCAGCUCAAAGGAUUUGGGGACUUCUUAGCUUUGGCUGGCCACUGAAUGCUAUAGAGCAUAAGUAAAAAUAAUUACUUUUACACUAAACUGUGAACAGAAAUAUGUUUAGAAAAUGCUGGUAAAAAAUACCUUUCCUUUGUAGACAGUGAAUCCUCUUAGACAUAGUCUUGGCUUGCAGGAUUCUUUUUCUGGUGAGGAAACCCUAUUCACUGUGCUUCAGAAAUUACUUCAGGAAGGAUCCCAAGAGCUGAGAGAUUUCCGGAGAUCAGGGAAGACUAAGUGCCAUAUCUGCUGUAAUAUUUGGGUGUUGGGUUUGGAGCUAUAGUAAUUAAGUGUGUGGAGGCGAAUUAGAAAAACAAACGUGUUUGUUAAGAGAUUAAUUCAAUCAUCAUUAGUAUGAGAGUCGGGGCAUUCACAAAGGCCAAAGACCGGUUCAAACUGGUUUUCAUAAUCCACACCCACCUAAGUUCUACCAAAGGCAUUAAUUUAAAAACAUUGCUUCAUCAAGAAAAAUAAAAUACUCUCACUGGCUGAUCAAUGAACCUAAGAGCAGGACAUCAUCACCUAGAAGUUUUUGUGACCUGAUUAACCUUUUUGCUCUCUAUGGCUGAGCCCCAUUCUUGCUGACCCCAGCCCGAGAAGUGCCAUAAGGCUGUGCUGCUCUCUCCAAAAAGACACCUGGGUAUUCUGUGAAAAUCAGUCUGGCCUCUCCCUCAUCCCCAAAGGUUAAGUUUCAAGGAAGGGUCUUACUUGGACUCCUCUGGGAAUGCCUUCCUCUAUAAUCUUCAAGAGGCUCUAUUUGCCAUUGCUCUCCAAGAAAAUGCAGGAAGCAGGGGUAGAGGAAUGGUGUGCUAAGAUGAGAGGGGUCUGCAAGUGACUGUGUGUGAUGUGAGGAAAGGCAAGAAAAGAAAGUUAGAGGAGAUGUCAGCAUGUAGGAGACAACACUGGACAGGGUAUUGUAAAGCUUGGAUUAGGGAAGUUUUGUCACAGUUCCAACAGUUUUGCUGUUAAAAGUAAGAUUUGAGAUGCUUGUGUAAUAUUUGUUAUGUAGCAAAAUGGCUUUGUUUAAUUUGUCUGCAUAUUGAUCAAAAGCAGGAUUUUUCAAAGCUAUAAGGUGUUGGUCUAAAUCUUCUCCCAGCAUGGUUAAAAGCAGAGGCCACAGCAAAAUUUAAUCUACUCUAUAUCCAUUCAAAAUAAAAUUGAAACCUGCCUCCCCUCUGCACUUGUUCCCUGGUGCAUUCCUGUGUUUAUACCCUCAUUUUCAACAGAGCUGUUCUGACAAGGUGUAAUAAAAAAGGUAAAUUUA